Messenger RNA from Cooperia oncophora, 183 nucleotides. The record is from the annotation of a GenBank genome assembly. Lineage: Eukaryota; Metazoa; Nematoda; Chromadorea; Rhabditida; Trichostrongylidae.
AUGAUGAACUUCGAAGUUAGCACCAAGCAAAUUGGUGUUGAUCUCACCGCUUUUGGUGCGCCCUUCAUAUUUCUUAGUAUUUUGAUGUUUCUUGAUGCAGCACUGCUAGUUACUGGAAAUGUAGGUGGCACUGACCGCGUUGCUGCUGCCGACGUUGCAGCACAACCAGCAACAGAGCAAUGA